AUGGCAGCCGAUUAUCGGCAAGAUAUGCCACCCUCAGGUGGAUAUAGCAAAUUUAAUUGGUCACGAACUUAUCCAAAAGUUCUUUGGAAAGCUGAAAAGCUCCUGGGGGUCGUUAUUUUUUUAUUUGGAUAUGGUCUUUUCCAGGCUCGAGCUCUUAAGCGUGCUAUUCUUACGGAAAGAUUUGAAGAUAAGGAUUUAUACAUUGCGAUGACGCCAUUUCUAUACGCCGAAAGAGAUCGAAGAUGGCUGAAGCUUUUAAAACAAAAUCGCGACUAUGAAGUAAAACUGGCAGAAAUUAGUGAUGAUAAGGCAUGGAGAGUUGGAACUUGGUAUGGCGAACCUGUGUAUUUUACGUUGCAGGAUCGUUGGUGGGAUCCAACACCUCAUGAAGCUUAUGCGCAUUCUCCGAAGAAUAGAUACGAAGAUUUUAAAUUUACUCAUCGUGCAGAUCAUGUUUAA
This is a messenger RNA of Cercopithifilaria johnstoni, 459 nucleotides long. Lineage: Eukaryota; Metazoa; Nematoda; Chromadorea; Rhabditida; Onchocercidae. The record is from the annotation of a GenBank genome assembly.